AUGGCAGAGAACGCAGAAUAUUCCCUACAGGAGAUCAAACGAUCGUACACUCCGACAUCGAACAACGCGGACAAGGGCAUCCUGGAGCUGCUCGUCAAGAUCUACCUAGCCGGUAAGAUGACCAACGGCUACCUGGCCAGCCUCAACGUCGGCGAUGAGGUUCACAUCCGAGGCCCCAGGGGAGGCGUGCGGUAUUCGCAGCACUUGUACAAGAAGCUGGGCAUGGUGGCUGGCAGAACGGGCAUCACGCCCAUGUUCCAGAUCAUCCGCGCCGUCUGCGAAAGCGACCGCGACACCACGCAGAUCAGCCUCAUCUACGCCAACCGGGCAGAAGAGGAUACUAUUCUGGGGCAGGAGCUGGAUGCCUUUGCCAUGCGGUAUCGAAGGAUCUUGGAGGUGUACUAUAUCCUUGAGAGUCAUUCCCCUGAGUGGACGUUUGGAUCAGGUUCUGUGACGAAGGAGACGAUGGCUGAUAGGCUCCCCUCACCGGGUGAGGAUGGAAGCAAGGUUCUGGUCUGUGGGCCACCGGGCAUGGUUGCCGCGGCGAAGACCUCGUUGGUGAGCUUAGGGUAUAAAAAGCCAGGAGCAAGCGGAAAGAUGAGCGACGAAAUCUUUUUGUUCUGA
Molecule: messenger RNA, 624 nt
Organism: Trichoderma citrinoviride
Lineage: Eukaryota; Fungi; Ascomycota; Sordariomycetes; Hypocreales; Hypocreaceae
Product: ferredoxin reductase-like protein
Exons: 1
Coding region: 1-624 (207 amino acids)
Cellular component (GO): endoplasmic reticulum
Molecular function (GO): oxidoreductase activity
Source: RefSeq, a predicted model, not a curated record